GUUUCGUCUUGGAGUGGGAGCGCUUCAAUGCAGAGCAUGGCUACCAGCUGGUGUACUUCCCCUCGCGGCCGGGUCCGCAAGGGGAGGCUUCUGUGAAUAUUUCAGCGUGGUGGCUGCCAGCACCUCCGACGGCGAGAGGCCCUGCACCACGCAUUGUGGUUCUGCACGGCGUGGGCUCCAACAAUAAUCACUGUGGAGUGCAAGCCACGUGCUUCCUACUGCGAUCCAUCGGUUUCAGCUGUUUAACCCCGAGCGCAAGAGACAACGGCCUCUCGGGCUCCUCGUCGCAUCCGGAGAUCACGAGCUGGGCCUACGACUAUCACCUUGACGCUCUAGGAGCCUGGGACUAUGCAGUGGAGGAUCCGGAGGGGCUCCUUGGCGGCCCUCUGCCACCAAGCAAAGUUGGCCUCAUGGGAUUCUCCAAAGGUGCCUUGGAGACUGCCAUUGCGUUUGGCUUAGAGCAACGAGCUCCCGGUGCUUGGCUGGACUCGGGGCCUUACGGUGGUCUCUUUGGGAUGAUUCAAUCGGUGCUUUCGAAGGCACUGGGCAGGAGACUUGGCGACUUUCUCGCAAGAAUUGUCUUUUUCUGGGCCAAAGUCUUCACGGGCAACCGCGUGGAUGUCUUGAAGCCGUUGGUGUUGCUGCACAACUGCACUCCCGGGAACGUUCGGAACGUGCUGAUUGCCCAGAGCACGUUGGACGAAGUCGUCCCAAUUAAGUAUGCAGGCAUCGCUAUUUCGACUCUGUCUGGACUUCCGAGCUGCUAUUCGGUGCGCACCUUCACGCCCCCGCAGUACUGCAAUGGUGCAACGCAUCAUCAAGAGAUGUGGGAGUUCCCAGAUGACACCCGGCGCAAGCUCUGCGAUUUCUGGAGCAGCACCUUCAAGCAAGAUCAGGCCCUUUGCAACCUGGAGAACCAGCCAGACUUCCAGACAUGGUCUCCUUCAAAGCCCUUGCCUCCCGGCAGCCCUCCCACGCCGAUCUUGAGCUGA
Symbiodinium necroappetens is the source of this 992-nucleotide messenger RNA. NCBI's taxonomy places the organism in Eukaryota, Dinophyceae, Suessiales, Symbiodiniaceae. The record is from the annotation of a GenBank genome assembly.